AUGAAGGGUGCUACUUCUUUCGCUCUUCUGUCGCUUCUGGCCUCGGCCCAAGCCACCUUCGAUUAUUGGGGCUCUGACAAGUGCUAUUCCAGCCCAGGACGCAACCCUAACAAGUGUAACGAGCACCAACAGAAGGGCUUCGACUGGUCGGACCUUUCUACUGGAUCGUUCUCAUCUUACGGUGGCUUUGACUUCUCCGGUUUCACUUGCAGCAACAGCUUCGGCUCCGGCCUUUCCAAGCGUGCGGAGAAAUGCAUCACCGGUACUGCCUCCAAGAGUGGAAGCUCCUCCUCUUCCUCGGGCAGCAGCUACUCCUCAUCCCCUUCGUUCUCUUGCGGCUCUGAGGAGAGUGGCUUCUCUAUCACUCAUUUCCACAUUUCUACCGACAAGGACACCGAUAUGAACAUUGUUUACAGCAUGCCCGACGGUUCCUCUUGCCGCAACACUGCUUCUUGCUCGUCUGCUGGAACUACCGUGAGUAACGACCAGUGUGGUGGUGCUACCUCGGUUUCCUUCGAGCUCCCUGACCACAGUGACCACGAUAGCUGUGGCUUUGGGAUCUACAGCGUUGGCUUCGACUGCACUCCCGGGACCACUUCGUCCCUGCCCACGCCCCCUGCUUCCACUAGUAGCACUUCGUCCUCGAUUGCUUCAGUGCCAACUGUUUCGAUCCCCACUGCCUCUAGCCCUGUUGGUUCAACUGCGCCUGGUGUGCCUUCUCCCUCUGUUCCAGCUGCAACUUCGCCUGCUGCUACCUCUCCAGCUACCGGUAUUACCCCUGGUUCUAGCUCUCCUCCUCGGUGGACAACAUCUACUGUGUACACUACUAGCGAGAUCACAAUCACUAGCUGCGCUCCGACUGUUACCAACUGCCCUGCCGACUCUACCACCGUGGUGACUUCGACAAUCGCCAUCUCGACCACGGUGUGCCCUGUAACUGAGACUACUCCCGCCGCUGGCGAGUCUACUCCUGCUGGAUCUACUCCCACUGCGACCGGCCCUGCUGGUCCUAGCGGUAGCUCUCCCGUUACCUCUCCCGCCCCCGGUGUCAGCUCUUCUCCCAGCUCACCUUCCGGAACUGUUCCUGGUGACUCGACUGUUACUAUCGUGACCUACACAACCACUACCGAGUGCCCAGUUACUAGCACUGUCAGCUCUGGUUCUUCCACGACUGUGAUUACUACUAACACUAUCUCCACCGUGGUUGUAACCUCAACCUCGACCGUCUGCACCAAGUGCACGGCUAGCUUCACCACUCUCCCAAGCGGUGGUGAGACAACCCCAUCUGGCCCUGCUGCUACCAGCCCGGCUGGGUCGUCUACUACUGGUGUCAGCCCUACCGAGACGGCGCCUGGCUCGGGCGAGUCUAGCCCUGCUCCCUCCAGCUCUGUCCCUGCCAGCUCUGUUCCUACGGGCGCUAGCGCUGGCUCUACCUCCGUGCCUUCUGAGGAUACCACCACCUAUAUCACUACCUACGAGACUGUCACCACUUGCCCCAUUACCAGCACUAUCAGCUCAGGCUCUUCGUCGACUGUGAUUACUACCAGCACCGAGUCCACUAUCACCGUGACUUCCACUCGCACCGUCUGCACCAAGUGCACUGCCAGCGCCACCGCAACUGCUUCGUCCGGCUCUGGUUCUACUGAGACCUCGCCUGUCUCCAACCCUGUGCCAACCUCUUCUUGCCCCAACGUCGUGCCCCAAUGCAUCAACACCUGGCUCACUCUUGUUCCCACGUGUACCUCCAACAGCGAUGCCAAGUGCUUCUGCCCUAACAAGGACUUCACCGACAAGGUCAUCUCUUGUGUCCAGGCCUGGGGUGCCUCCAAGGAGGAGAUCCAGAAUGCUCUGUCCUACUUCACCGGUAUUUGCGCUGCUUGGGUUCCUACCAACCCUGGCAUCGUGACUGCUAUCCCCUCCACCAUUACCCUGGUGCCCACCGUUGUUCCUAGCGGUGCUAGCGGUGCCACUGCCAGCGCUGGCAUUACCUCUGCUCCCACGCCCCCUUGCACUACCAUCACCUACUCGACUUACACCGUGACCGUGCCCCAAGUCAGCUUCUAUACCUCGACUGCCUCCUCGGGCUCGUCUACCACUGUCGGUUUGGUCCCUGCCGCACCCAGCGGUGCCUCUCCCGCCAACACUGGCAAGGUUCCACCCCCAGUUGCUGCCUCUUCCACGUUGGUCACUGCUGCUGUGAGCUCCACUCCCUACGUCAGCCCUCAAGCCACCGCUAGCGCCUCGCCCACUGCAUUAUUCAACUCGGCCUCGACCGUUUCGAUUGCUUCCAGCCUCCUUCUGGGCUCUGUGGCCGCCUUCCUCGGCUUGAUGCUCUAA
Penicillium daleae is the source of this 2337-nucleotide messenger RNA. RefSeq names its product extracellular serine-threonine rich protein. The transcript is spliced from 3 exons. NCBI's taxonomy places the organism in Eukaryota, Fungi, Ascomycota, Eurotiomycetes, Eurotiales, Aspergillaceae. The record is from RefSeq and is a predicted model, not a curated record. Bases 1 to 2337 code for a protein of 778 amino acids.